AGAGAGAGAGAGAUAUGUAUGUAUGUUUCAUCGUACCAUUGGCUUUCACAUUUCCACUUGCAAUGGCUUCCUUUAUGCAUUUAUACUCAUUUUUAGCCAUCCUUCUCUUUGUCCUUCAUCCACUUCAAGCCGCCACCACCAACCACCACCACCACCACCACCACCAUCACCACCACCACCACGACGGACUCAAAUCUCUCCACUUUUCACUCUUUCAACACGAAACCAUAAACAAAACCGGUUACAUCAUCGUAAACGGAGUAGCAGGACCACCAGUUAGCCAAACAACUACUCCGUUUGGGACCCUGUUUGCCUUUCAGGAUCCCUUGACUCUGAAACCAGACUACACUUCCAAGGUUGUUGGAACAGCCCAAGGAACCUCCAUCACUUCAGGAUUAGAUGGGCUUCAAAGCAUCUCCAUCGCCAAGAUCACUUUGAAUGUGAAAAAGCACAAAGGGUCGAUCUCCGUUGUUGGUGUUACACAUAACACUAAACCUUCAAAUCAUCCCGUCGUAGGAGGCACCGGCGACUUUUUGUUCGUUCAAGGUUACGUGACAUCAUCUCCUGUCAACUUAGUAGGAUUAACCGUUACUUACAAGAUCGAGUUCCAUCUUUACUGGCCUCCUUACGCACACCCUAAACCCUAAACCCUAAACCUUAAAUCCUCCCCGCAACAAAUUCUUAGAAUUAGUUGUUGGUAGAAUUUAUUUUAGAUAUGGAUUGCAAUAUCACCAAUAAAGAAAUUACGUGUUAUUUCAUGCUAAGUGCAUAAUUUAUGAUUUUUAUUUUGUGGUUUAUUUCAUUUCGUAUGUUAUACGGUGAAAUGAAAAUGGUGUUAUGUAGGGACGGACCUAUUAA
Molecule: messenger RNA, 858 nt
Organism: Cynara cardunculus var. scolymus (artichoke)
Lineage: Eukaryota; Viridiplantae; Streptophyta; Magnoliopsida; Asterales; Asteraceae
Product: dirigent protein 19-like
Exons: 1
Coding region: 15-647 (210 amino acids)
Source: RefSeq, a predicted model, not a curated record